This is a messenger RNA of Salvelinus fontinalis (brook trout), 2970 nucleotides long. Its product is annotated as SH3 and cysteine-rich domain-containing protein 3-like. Bases 916 to 1923 code for a protein of 335 amino acids. The transcript has 13 exons. Lineage: Eukaryota; Metazoa; Chordata; Actinopteri; Salmoniformes; Salmonidae. Gene Ontology annotation, molecular function: protein binding. The record is from RefSeq and is a predicted model, not a curated record. Gene Ontology annotation, cellular component: extrinsic component of cytoplasmic side of plasma membrane. Gene Ontology annotation, biological process: positive regulation of protein localization to plasma membrane; positive regulation of voltage-gated calcium channel activity; skeletal muscle contraction.
CCCCCCAGAUGAAGAAUAAACUGGCCAUGGUUCUCUGUUCUUCAACUGGGCUGGGGAAAAAAAUAGGCUUUUGUAGAAUGUCAUGUUUUCUUCCAUGGAUUAGCUACCUCUACGACCAUCAGUGUUUUACAAUACAAUAAUGUACUUUUUCUUAAUAUGUUAUGUAGAUCCUCUCCUUAUAUAUAAACUACAAGUUUUUCUUUAUGUUUAAAAUGUUCUUUAACCUGGCAGUACAAUGAAGAUAAACAUAGCCUAUUUCCAUUCCAUUCCUUUGUCAGUAUUUUCCAUAGAAAUAUAAUUAUUGUUGUCAUAACGAUGUUGGCAACAAUGAGAGGAAUUGAAACAAUACUGAUUAUGCCUGCAGUUUGUACAGUAAGCCAACAGUUGGCUGUGUGUGUCUUGGUCUGUCCUCUCAGGCUGUGACAGAGGUCUGCAGGGUCAUGGCUAGAAGGGAUCCAGCUUGUGUCAAGUUAACAUCAAAAGUAAUUUCCCCCCCCAUUUUAGUUAGACAAAGCUGGAUCCCAUCUAGCCAUGACCGAUCUACAGGGCCAAGGAAUGGGUGUGAGUAUCGGAUUUCCCCUCGUCACUGGUACCCACCUGUCUCACUCACUCAAACUGAUGCCUGCCUUUACAGUCCCUCACUCACUCACCCCUCUGCUCUAACCACUAACCAUUGGAUCACUUUUUGGAAAUUACCUGCAUAAAGCUGAAAAGGGAUAUAUCAAUCAAGAGUUGGAAUGGUUCGGAGGCCUCCGGUGUGACAGGUUGCUCAUCACAUAUGAAAGGAAACUGGUGAAGAAAGCCUUUUCCAUACAUCCACAUACCAGAUUUAAUUUCUUCAUUGACUGGACUAGCAACGAGUAGGACCAAGUGGGUAGCACUGCAGGACGAGAGUGAGAGCUCACACACUACACCAUGGCCCAAUAUGACCAACUGGAAGAUAAACAUUCUGUGGAUAUCCACGAUAACCCCACAGCCCCUGACAAUAUUGUGAAAGAAGAAGACAAUACUGUAUACUUUAUUUAUGAGGAGGAGGUGGAAGUGGAGGAGAAGGAGCCCGAGCCUGAGCCCGUUGUUAUAUUGGUGAAUGACAAACCACACAAGUUCAAGGACCACUACUGCAAGACGCCCAAGUUCUGUGACGUCUGUGCUCGUAUGAUAGUCCUCAACAACAAGUUUGCUCUACGGUGCAAAAACUGCAAGACCAACAUCCAUCACUCAUGCCAGUCCUAUGUCGAGUAUCAGAAGUGCUUUGGAAAAAUUCCCCCAGGUUUCAGACGGGCCUACAGCUCCCCUCUAUACAGUAGUGACCAGACAGAUUCAGCCCACUCCAACCGUAACGACCCUGUGUUUGACACACUGCGGGUUGGGGUCGUCAUGGCAAACAAGGAGCGCAAGAAGGGGUCUGAGGACAAGAAGAAUAUGAUGAUGAUGAUGAUGGAGGAAGAGGAAUCCCAACAACCCAAAGAAAACGAGCAGGCAGAAGGAAAGCCAGAGGGGGAUAAGAAAGGAGACAAGGCUGACAAAGCAGAUGACAAGAAAAAGAAGGAGAUGGGAAACAUGGGAAAUCAGUCACAUUACUACCUGGCUCUGUAUCGCUUCAAGGCUAUUGAGAAAGACGACCUUGACUUCCAUCCUGGUGAUCGAAUCACUAUAAUUGAUGAUGCAAAUGAGGAAUGGUGGAGGGGGAAGAUUGGGGAGAAGACAGGUUACCUCCCCACCAAUUACAUCAUUAGAAUAAAAACGGGAGAGAGGGUGUUCAAGGUGACGCGGUCCGUCGUGGGAAACAGAGAGAUGGGUCAGAUAACACUAAAAAAAGACCAGAUCGUGGUGAAGAAGGGAGAGGAGGUGAAUGGCUACUUGAAGGUCAGCACAGGCCGCAAGCUGGGCUUCUUUCCCACUGACCUGCUCCAGGAGAUCUGAGCCUGACCGGACCACAACCACAGGUCUAGAGUCACACCGUCACCAGGAACAUAACACCAAACCCAAAACCUAAACACAUGAUGACAUAUACACUAACACUUGUAUUUUCCACUUUUUGGGGCCUAUAGAGCUGAUCUGGUGAAUGUUUGAGCACUGUAAAUUGUGUUGAGUGUAACUUAAUACUGCAGCCUACCCACCCUGGUGAAGUGGAUCAGCUGGCCAUGCAAUCCGAGCUGGACAGAGAGAUGUGACCAGGAGUGUGUGGUGGACACCUAAAAAGUGAACGUUUGUGACAUUUUAAUAUGAUCAAAACAGGACAACCUGAAACUACAUCUUCAUAAACUUGAACCAAAAAAAGUUUCUAAACCCAAUGGCUGUAACUACUGACUAUCUGCUAAGUAACUAGGAUUUUUACUUUGUUUUUGUUAUGCAAACUAAAUUGUCUUGGAGGCUAAUGUAUUGCUUACUCUUAUUGUAGUAGUUCCUUUUUUAUAUAUAGUUAGCUGAAAUUCUAGUGCUUCAUUUUCCCCUUGAUGCAAAUGUUCAAGAGGGUGGGGAGUUUGACUGGGGCGGUACACCUGUCAAACGGUAACGCAGGAGUCCUAAGGUGAGCUCAGGGAGGACAGAAACCUCCCGUGGAGCAGAAGGGCAUUUGAGCUGUUGUUGCCAUAAUAUGUGCUUUGUCUUUUACCAGAUCUUCUGUAUACCACCCCUACCUUGUCACAACACAACUGAUUGGCAUUAAAGUGCAUGUUGUAAUUUAAAAAAAAUAAUCUUUAACAAAACAGCGUGCUGUGCAUUCAUUCUAUUUAUAUAUAGAGCAAUAGACAAUGUAAGCCUGGCUGACAGAGACCCACAAACUUGCCAGACAAAUGAAGUUGAAAUCAUUGAUGCAAUAUUGUAACGUUACUCUACAGUCAUUUUAUUAAGUACUAACAGCAGAGUGCAGGCUUUUCCCAUUUAUUGUCUUUCUUGAUAUGCAUCUGUGACACCAUCAUAGUGGUGAAAUCAAUUCACAAUUUGAAAUAAAGUCCUCUUUUUAAUCAG